Molecule: messenger RNA, 1029 nt
Organism: Cylicocyclus nassatus
Lineage: Eukaryota; Metazoa; Nematoda; Chromadorea; Rhabditida; Strongylidae
Source: the annotation of a GenBank genome assembly
AUGCUUGCUGAUUCUUUGAAACUCGAUGUAGAACCCGUUAAUUUUGACAACGCUGUAGGAUCGCUUGACUGGGGUACGCUACAGAAUGGAUCUUGGAUAGGAGUACUGAGCUACCUAGCUGAUAAUAAGAGUGAUACCGCUUGCUUGUUCUACCAAAGAACAGACUUACGAGAACAAUACUUCGAAUUGUCAUAUCCAAUCACUAAUGUCCAACCGGUGUAUGUGGUCAGAAAACAAAAGACGACUAUUGGAUCCGUUUUAUGGAAUGCGUUCAAGCCUUAUUCUUACAGUACCUGGUUAGGAAUAGUCGGCAAUGGCAUGCUCUUCUUGUUUGCCCUCUUACAAUCUGCCUUCUUCACCUAUCUCUACGAGGGCCUUCUCCUAUCUGCUCUCAUUCAGCAGACUGACCAAAACCCGUUCAAAGAUGCUGACGAAAUGAUUGAUCUGAUUGCUCAGAAAAAGUAUCAUCUCGUCACAAAUUAUAGAGGAAACUGGUAUUUCGACGAGCUCGAUCAUUCAAACAGUUCUCAUUUUGCUAAACUUCGAGCGGCAACAUCAUCGAAUCCCGUUGAAGUAACGAAAAGUGUGUCAGAUGCGCUGGACUUGGUAGAAAAGGGAAAUUACAUUUAUCCCAUACAAGAAGAUAGUUUGGCAAUGCAAAGAAGCAAAGAACGCUGCAAUUUUGUAUACGUUAGCAAAGGUCUCCCACAGCGAUCCGCUCAUCUUGUUUUCCCAAAUAACAGCAUGUUCCUCGAGAAAUUCAACAACGCUAUCAUAACACAGUCGCAGUUCAUACAAAGAACUUUUUCAAAAUAUUUCUUGCAAGGAUUCAAAAUAGCAGACAUACCAAAAUGUCCCGCGACUGAAUUUGAAGAAGGAUCCAAACCACUCGGUGUACAAAGUGUGAUCGGAAUUUUUGCACUUGGAGCGCUGGGCAUGUCUUCUGCUCUGGUUGCCUUUGUAGCCGAGGUGAGUAGAAACUGUAUGUGUGCAAUUGCACACAACAUGCUCACCACGGACAAAUCGUGA